This is a messenger RNA of Rhopilema esculentum, 5455 nucleotides long. Its product is annotated as saccharopine dehydrogenase-like oxidoreductase. Lineage: Eukaryota; Metazoa; Cnidaria; Scyphozoa; Rhizostomeae; Rhizostomatidae. The record is from RefSeq and is a predicted model, not a curated record. Gene Ontology annotation, cellular component: mitochondrion; lipid droplet; plasma membrane. Gene Ontology annotation, biological process: glycolipid biosynthetic process.
GCAUAUACCAAGAAACAGAAACACUGGACUUCGAGCUUUUGGUACUUCUUCGGGCUCGAAAUAAAAUGGGUAGAGAGUUCGAUCUGAUUGUGUUCGGGGCAAGUGGCUUCACUGGCAGAUAUGUUGCCCUUGAAGUGGCAAAAUGCAGCAAAGCAGAGGGCAAGAGCUGGGCUGUUGCAGGAAGAUCCUUGAGCAAGUUGAAACAGGUUGUUGCAGACAUUCAAGACGAGCUAGGAGAAAACUUGAAUGAUGUUGGAAUCAUUGCUGCCGAUGUCAAUGACAGUGGAGCUAUGUUGGAGUGCUGCAAAAAGGGAGAUAUAAUUCUUGACUGUGUUGGACCUUUCAGGUUCUAUGGUGAGCAAGUUGUCAGUGCCUGUGUGAAAGCAAAAACAAAUUAUGUUGAUGUUAGUGGGGAACCUGAGUUUCUAGAAAAUAUGCAGUUCAAGUAUUCAAAGCAGGCUGAAGAAGCUGGGAUUCAUAUUGUGGGAGCAUGUGGGUUUGACAGCAUUCCAGUUGAUUGUGGCAUAGAAUUUAUGAGGCAAAAAUUUAAUGGCGAGCUAACUGCAGUGGAGUCCUAUUUGAAAUAUCACGGAAGAAUAAAGGGAAAUAUUGGAACGUUUGAGUCUCUGAUAAAUGGCGUUGCUACUGGUGAUAAUCUGAAAAGCAUUCGGAAGAGGCUGAUGCCAGAAAAAAUGAAGUAUGUUGGCCAAAGACUGGAGAAAAGAGGAUCGUUGUUCUACAGCAAAUCAGAAAAUCUUUGGACAGUUUUGUUUACGGGUGCUGAUCCAUCAGUUGUCCGCCGGACACAGUAUUCCUGUCAAGAAUCGUCCGGAGAAACGCCUGUCCAAUAUGGCUCGUACAUGUGCCUCAGUGGUAUACUAGAACUGGUCUGCCUUCUGAUUUUUGGUGUUUUCCUUGCAAUAUUGACCCCAUUUCAGUUCGGCAGAAACCUGCUAAUGAAGUAUCCAAAAUUAUUCACAUUCGGUACAUUUUCGUAUGAUGGCUUAACCCGAGAGGAGUUGGCCGAAAGGUCCUUCACCUUUGUUUUCUAUGGUCGUGGCUAUAGCUCUGAAAGUCAAAAAACUGGGAAGCCAGACAAAGCAAUUGGAUUGAAAAUUAAUGGUCCAGAACCUGGCUAUGUUGCAACACCAAUAUUCUUGGUUCAGGCUGCCUUAACCAUCUUGGAAGGAAAUCUUCCAAACAAGGGCGGUGUGUUCACACCCGGAAGAGCCUUCAAGAACACAUCACUGAUCGAUCGGCUCAUCAAAUCUGGCAUUGAAAUAUCUACCUUUCAAGUGGACACUAAAGAUUUUUGAGGAAAUGCCGAUGCUGGUUUCUGAUCUACACUCGCUUAUGUAAGCACUUAGCUGUAGAAAAAGAAUGCCUCGUUUAAAUGCAACGCUUUUCAUGCUGCUGUAGUGAACUCCUCGCAAAAAUCUUAGAUUUGUCCCCAAAACAUUAUAUCAUUAUAGAUUGAUGCAGUAUCAUUCUUCUCCAGCAUCAUCCAUAUAGCAAAAUAUAGUAUUGAAUAUCAGUGAUCUAAUAUUUAUAGAUGAUUCAUUGAUUCACUACUCUAGUUUUUAUAAAAGCUCUACCCACUCAAAUAUAAUGACAAAUGACUGGCUAAGUGAUAAUGUGUUAAUGGCGAUUUGUUGUGAAAUAUUUUUGUGACUUGAAGAUUUUGACAAUGCAAUCUGAAACACCAUAAUUAAAGAGUUUUACAUAUCUAUAAAGAAACAUUUUAACCUGUCAAAGCUCCAAGUAAACUUUAGGCAUUUCUCUGGCAAUAUCUCAGCCAGUAUUUAGCAAAAGUAACUGAAUUGUCACAUAAAGGUAUUUUUUGGACUAAGUGGACCGGGUUACCAAGCUGAAUAGAAGACCAUAUUCCUGUCAGUCCCACAUUCUUUCUUCUGCUUCCUGUGAAACCUUGAGCCAUUCGAUAAUACCCAGACAAUUUCUUAGGCAGGAAUGGAAAAAAUAGCUGGAUUGAAUUUGUUUAUAGCUAUCAGUUUAUCUUUAAAGUUUAAGGUGUAAAAAUAAUAGACAAUUAAUUUAGCAUCUAGACAUUUGUUUUAAUUUGCCAAUAAACCAGAACUUGGAGAAAUCAUUUCCAAACCAGAUCUCAAAAAAACAUUUCAGAAAACUUUCUGAGCCUGUCGAAAAGUUUUCUAAAAUUAAAUCGUCCUGAAAGAAAAUGCAAAUCCUGUGAAACGGUUGAUUCCUUCGAAUCCAUCUUGCUUGGUUUAAGGUGUAAAACCCUGUUUCGAGACUCCUGUAUCGAGUCCACCUCCUACCAAUCAUUAUUAAUAUCUAAAAGUUUCUGGUCAUGUUGACUCGACUCUGUCUGAUUUUGGUGUGAUAGGUUCGCCUUCAAAUUUGGCAAUUUUGCAAGCCUAUAGAUCUUGUUUUUUUUUACGAAAAGUCGACGAUCAUAAAAGGUCACCAAAAAUUUGCAUAAUCAGCAGUCUUUGCUAAUCUAUAUUGAUUGAUCAUUUUGAAUCACAUCUACUUUAUUUUGUUCUGAAAAAGUAACCUUCAAAUCUUCACUAUAUUUGCAUAACCAUCAACGAAAAAUUGACUGUCAUAAAAAUUCAACUUCGUAAAAACAGCAGCUAUCUACCAAUCUAUAUUUAUUGAAAACACUUUCUCGUUGUAUUGAACCAAUUUUAUCUGAUUUUGAUGCAAAAUAAUUUUCAAAACUUAAACAUUUUUGCAAUUAUAUAGGCAUAUUUUUUUAAGAAAGACGAGUGUCAUAGAUCGUCACCAAAUCUUUGUAUGAACACCCGUUUUCUGCCAAUUUAGUUUGCUUUUAUGUUGUACUGAGUAAUUUUUGCCUGAUUCUGAUGCAAAAUUUCAACUUCAUGACUUGAUCAUUUUUGCAGGCCUAUAGACAUAAUUUCUUUUACAAAUUUUGACACUGACAUUUUAUUUUUAUCGAACCCUUAAUCUUCUUUUGUUUUAAAAAAAAUCUCGAAAUCUUGACCGUUUUUGCCAGCUUUUAGACUUUACUUUUUUAAAGUAUCGACACCCAUAAAGAGUAAGUUAUUCUAUAUGAAAAGAAGUUUCCUUUCCCAAAUGAUCUAUUCUUAAUUAUCCUUAGGUCUAUCUUAAGUCACCUCAAAGUGUCAACUAAAUUUCGACAGACCUUAAAUUAUCAAUUAAAAAGUUUUGAGUAUUUAUAAAUUUAUCAUCAGGUAGUUGAGUUGCAUCAAUAUUUACAAUGUUAGGAAAUUGCAUUCUUGUCUGGACCUUGCCACCAUAAUCUUUUAUCUUAUGUUCCGCACAUUUUUUUUCCGAUGACGUUGUCAGGCCGAUCUUGGAGCUAUACUGCCGGCAAAAUACUAUAUAAUAAAGUACCGAUCGGUUAAGACAAUGAACUUGCCAUUUAUUGCCCUGGGUAUUGUUAUAAUUUAUUUUGUCUGUAUGAUAUUUUUUAUCGGGUAUCACUUCCAGUGUGAAUUAGGGUGGCGGUGUGAAAAUCAACUCGUAAGUCGAGUCUCUGUGACUCUCACCCAAACAGUUUCAAUUAAUUUUUUACUGUAGUAGUUUUUUGUGUAUUCUAAAUUUCCUCGUUCUAAAAAAGGAUGGAAGAGACGAUGAUAGACUUUAGCAGUGUAAUGGACCUCAACUUCAAAAGGGGCCAAAACAUCUGCAAUGACAGUGCCAGGAGGGGAGAGGUGUUACCAACAAACUGCGUGAAGCGUGGAAGGCAUGAGAAUUGAGUACAGAACUCAUAGUAGGGCUAGCUAAGGAUUUGUAUGGUGGUGGAAUACAAAUCUGGUACAGGAUUAUACCUUCAAUCCGUUUUUCCAGCACAGGUAUGUGAAUUGGAGAUAUCGCGUAUCCAGGUAUCAUGUUUUCAGAAUAUUAUUCCAAGACAGGUAUCAUAUCUUCAAAAUUUCAUAAAUUUUGAAGGGGUCAUAAAUUUUUUCUGGCAGGCGGCACAUCCCCCAGGCCCGUAGCCAGGUGGUGGCAUGGGGUGGCAAUACCACCCCUGGAGCAAGAGAAUACCAACUGUUUGCCAGCCGUAUAGUUUCUCUCCAAUUUUCUUAAAUGGCUUUUUCGUCGUUUUCAUUGGAUCGUCAUGACAAUUUGAGUCUAGAUAACUCUGACGGAAGGAAAAUUGUUAAGGGCUUUUAUUAUGAGACCCUGAUGCCCCUGUACAAAUAUGCAGCGUAAACAUUUUCUGUUCUGGAGAAGACAUUCGAGGAGCUUGAUGUUUUCACUCCAAGCAGUGUGCAAAUCUUCUCUCGAAUGCCUAAAGAUGUGAAGUGGCCAGAAAGCGAGUUCAUCUAGCCGAUCUCGCUUUUUAUUAAUUUCUAAAAGUUGCAGUUACUGCUGGCUUCACAUCAACACAUAGAGACUUUGAAAAAUGCUGCACAGACAAGGAUAGAUUCCUCUCAGCAAAGUUCUUUGCGGAAAGAGAGGGAGAACAAUCUUGCAUGUCUUGCGUUUUAGAAAUGAAAUCUUGAUGGAAUACAUAACAUUUAAAAAUUUUCUAGCUGUUUAGAAAUUAAGAGGAAAAAAGUUGCUUAAUUUCUGAAGACAUUUUACAACUUUGUUUCCACUUACUCUCCGUACCUCGCUCCCCUACACAAAACACGCCUGCAUUUGCCAUCCCGUCAUUUUGACAGCCCCGUCAUUUUUAUCCAGCGUAAACCCCCUGGGACAUGUCAAGACGCCGUGGAAGCAAAAAUGAGAAUGAGGUAGUUUCCACCGCAGUUACACAACAGGAUUAAAGUUUAAAAUAAUGGGACGCAAAAAGAGCAAGCAAAGUAAAGAAUCUCUAGAAAUAACAAGAAAAACUAUGCAAAAUCCCCCGGAUUCAAACAAGAAAAAGAAAAAGAAGGUUCUAAAAAUAAAGGGAGAGAAGAUGAAGGAACAAAUAGCCAGCAUAGAUAACCAUUUUGCUACAUUACAAACAGAGAUGGUAACAUCACCUAAAGAUAGUGGCAGCAAUGUGAAGCAGGAUGCUACCACCACCACUUUUCUAGCUAAGAAAGUAAUAUCUGACCAAGAUGUUGAAGAUGCUUUGGAUCAAAUAAUAUCACUAUGAUGGUGCAGUUCAUCAGUCCAUACUUCUAAUAGGACACCACCUUCAGGCAAUGGAUGUCAUACAAGCAUAAAUUUACCAACCAAUAACGCUUUGCUAUCUUGAAAAUUUCAUGGAAGUAAAAUUCAGCUUGUGGCAUAUGCCAAAAGUGGAUGGAAGCUGGAGCAUGGGCGAAAGUUAUGAAAAUUCCACAUAAAGCAACUGGUUCUAUUAAGAAGAGAACACCAACAGUUUUCAUGAAGGACUAAAGAGUGUUGAGUUUCAAUUCAGGUUAUGCUUUCAGAACCAUCUGUUAACAAAAACUUUAUUUUUAUGCAAGCAUGAAAGAUGUUCAUAAUUGUGAGUUUAGUUUUGACAUUGAUUAUAAAUUUUGAGUUUUCAGAAUUCUUUUCCUAUUUCAAA